UCUGAAUUGUUCCAAAAAACAUAGAAAUGAGUCUCUUUAUAAAGAUUUAAUAAGAAAAAUCAAUACACCCAAUGAGAGAGAAUUGGAAUGACGGCAUCAGAGAACUCCGACCGUGGCUGAUAUCUUUGCACAGUCAGUGCACACUCUGUACAUUGUUGUCCCGUGUCCAUCCUGUGCCUGACUGACGCCCCGAGGGGAAAAUGACGCGCGGUCCGUAAGAGAGAGUCUCACUGGCUGAGUUCCACUCAGACACCUGAGUCACGGAGGAAGGCGGAGGGCUGGCGAGUGAAACUGGAGAGCUUCCUUGCAUUACAGGGCGGCACGGGGAGAUACAACUACGAUAAAGUGCCUCGAGGUAAAGAGAGAGGCCUCAGCGAGACGGCCGUGAUAAGGCAGCAUAUGCAGGCCGGGGGCCGACGACGGUAACUUAAUAUGAUUUUUAUCUGAGGAGGCGGCGGAGAAAGGGCCACUUGUCAGGAAUUAUCGCAUAUUAUCGAGUGACAAGUGGCUCCAUCUCAAUUUGUGACAAUCAUGCCCCUUCGCGCUCAACCACACAGGCAGAUGUAUGCAGCCGGAUAGCAAAUAUGUUAACGCAACAAGCUGAGGGGGAAAUACACUUUUUUUCCACAACUCUGCGCGGUAAAAUCAGUCUUGGACUAAACCAUAAAGCAAUCAUUAGUGCAUUCUGUGGCCAUGUAUAGGGACUGAUGCAAUACCAGACUGCUUCCUCCUGCCCCGCAGCAUCUAUUCAGAUAAACCCUGAUAUCACCUCUCAGUGUAGAAGUUAGAUUUGCUUGCAUGUGAGCACACACACACACUCAUACACACACACACACACACACACACACACACACACAGACGUACUUGCUCCCAUAUGUGAGAGGGGAAGUUGAGGAGAGGAGGGAGGGAUCAAGUAACUAACAGUCAAACAGCUACACACAACACACUCAUUUUCUGUGAUCACCCUUGAGGGUGAAGAGAUCACACCAGGACUAUUCACUUCGAGCAAAAGCAGGCGAACAACUCCUCCUGCUUGAUCCUGAGGACAGAGAGAAAACACCAGCCCAUGCCCGUUAUCCUGAUGCUGUACGGAGGUGGAGUCAUUUGGGGGUAGAGAGAGAGAGAGAGAGAGAGAUGAGGAGAGAACGAGAGGAGCAGGAGCAGAAGAAGACAUGGAUUAUCUGACAUGCGCCUGGACGGACCAAGAUUCCUCUUUGAGUCUUGACACCCGUUUUUCCCCCGCAGAGUGAUAUCUGCAAAUGCCUUCCUGCACGUGUGGCGCGGAGCAGCUGUUGGACAGGUAGACCGUGCGGCGUAGUUGCUGGGAAAUGUUCCAUUUCACUGGAACUAAGGAUUUUUUUACUCACGUCAGAAUUUCUUCUGGGAUAUCAGUGAACGUUUCCUUCUCUUUCCUUUUUUUCCAAGACUGAGCAACUGCCUGGAACUACAAGGGCCACGCCGCCGGAUCAGCCACACUGGCCGUUGUUGUUUUGAGUUGCUCGUCAUUCAGACUGACUUCUUUUUAGAAAGGAGAAGAAGAAGAAAAAAGACCUGGUGCCGAUCACCAGCCUGAAACCUCUCAGCAGUGCAGAAGAGAGCUCUGUGGACUGUCGGCUAGUUUGUACUAUCGAACGUAGCUCAAAGGGAAAUCUAAGAAUUUCCUACAGGUGCUGAAUAUUUCAGUCUCUGCAGCCCGGACUGUGGAGGGCUUCCCUCCCUGCCCUCCCAGCCUAUCCUCACCCCCAGCAGCAUGUCCCAGGCUCUGAGGCUGCCACUAGUCCUCCACACAGCACACUACCAUGAUCAGAUGGGCUGCUGGAGGGAGUAAGGCUACCUCUGCCUCGUCCUGCUCCGGGGCUGGGUUAGGGGCUCGUUCCGGCUCUGGGACCAAGUCCAGACUAAGGCCAUCAGCACUGCAUUCCUCCCCGUCGCUGCCCCUCCUGCUGGCGCUGGUGGUGUUCUCCGUCUCCCUGUCCGGCGUGGCCUGCCAUCAGCCCCACAGAGAGAGACUGAGGCUCGCCAACCCACGAACUCUCAGAGUUCCACUGAACACUUCAGAGACUGAGCUCGCCUUCAGGCCCAGGACCCUCGGGGGCGCUCCGGGUCGGACUGGGGGCCCGCAGGGCAGGCAUGUGCGCAGCUACAAUCACCUCCAAGGGGACAUACGGAGGAGGAAGCUGUUCUCCUUCCAGAAGUUCUUCCUGAGGAUCGAUAAGAAUGGAACGGUCAGUGGAACCAAGAGCAAGGACGACCCCCUCAGUGUACUGGAAAUCACCUCAGUGGACGUGGGAGUGGUGGCCAUCAAAGGGCUGAACAGCAACUACUAUCUGGCUAUCGGCAGGAAGGGGGACCUGUACGGAGCGAGAGAGUUUGGCAUCGACUGCACCCUGAAGGAGCGGAUUGAGGAGAACGGCUAUAACACAUACGCAUCAGCCGAGUGGAGGAACAAGAAGCGGCAGAUGUUUGUGGGCCUCAACGUCCACGGGAAGCCACUCAAGGGGAAGAAAACUCGCAGGAAGAACACGGCCACCCACUUCCUUCCAAUUAUGGUGUGAGCUGAAGAACUCCACUGGAGGGGGAGAAUACGCAGCACUGGACAAAGAGGUUUUCAAUACUGAAAAGCUGUAAAAUAAAAGACAUUCACUGGAAAAUCUGUCAUUUUGGAAACAAGGCACUAACACUGUUACACAAAAAUAUGGUCCAUGCAAAUGUCUUUGGUUGAGAUCAUGUUCUUUAUUUGGUGGGAGAAGAUGAUAUCUGUGUUUUCUGUGGCACAGGAUGCAUUAUUUAUCCUUUUUAUUCUGUGCCAAACAGUUUGCAACAGGGGUAUGUGUACAAUGGGGACGACACGGGAGAUAGAAUCCCAGCUAUAGGACUGUAGUAGAUACAGAAGUAUCUGGAGAUGUUAUUUAUAAUCCAUAUUUUCCUUGUGAGACAUAAAGGGGAGAGGUAGAACAGUAAGACGAGAGAAAUGAUCAGUCAGUUUAUCGUGACAGAAUUAAAUAAUAGAGGAUACCACACAUUUAAAGCAAAUGUUUAAUACGUAACCACUGUGUUUUGACUGUAUUGUAAGGAUUUAUUUAUUUUUGUGAAAUAUUUAACUGGAGGGGAACAAUUACGAGGCAAGCAUUCCUUUGCAUGCUACACUUUUUAUAGGAACUCUAUUAUGUGAAAAUAAAAUUACCAUUUUCUCCUCUGCAA
Molecule: messenger RNA, 3201 nt
Organism: Scophthalmus maximus (turbot)
Lineage: Eukaryota; Metazoa; Chordata; Actinopteri; Pleuronectiformes; Scophthalmidae
Product: fibroblast growth factor 10-like
Exons: 3
Coding region: 1800-2555 (251 amino acids)
Biological process (GO): positive regulation of canonical Wnt signaling pathway; fibroblast growth factor receptor signaling pathway; positive regulation of protein phosphorylation
Cellular component (GO): cytoplasm
Molecular function (GO): type 2 fibroblast growth factor receptor binding; growth factor activity; chemoattractant activity
Source: RefSeq, a predicted model, not a curated record